GACACCGAACAGAAAUAAUAAUAAAACAAGUCGGAAUGCGACAAUUAAAUCCGGUGGAGAAUGCGAAGACUCGGCUGCUAUUAGCGACGAUCAAGUGAGUACAGAGACAUCUGAAGGUUUUAUAGGAGUCCAGCGUACGCGGAUUCGCACAAAGCGUUUUUUCCUAAGUGGAAUUACGGGGAACGUAACUUCUGAGACUAUUUCGGAUUAUUUAUCUGGUAGAGGAAUUUCCCCGACGUUACUACGAGUUUUCCCGAGUCGACGUAAAGGCACAGUUUCCGCUAAAGUUAAUGUACGCGUUGCUGAUGUCGAAACGAUUAUCAGAGAUAACUUUUGGCAAAAAUUUGUUGUAUGCAAACCUUGGAUAUCAAAAGAGAAAUUUCAUCUGAAAAAGAACAAUGUCGAGAACUAUGAACAACACUAGCAACAAAAAUAUGUUAAGUUGCUGUUUAAUGAAUGCAAGAUCAUUGUGUAACAAGUUAAUUGAGUUUCAGGCUCUGGUUUUUGGGAAUGAUCUCGAUUUUAUUGCUGUAACAUAAACGUGGCUUAAGCCUGAUAUUAAAGAUUGCGAAAUACUACCUGCCAAUCACUAUACAGUCUAUAGGCGGGAUCGUAGUGACGGACGUCGCGGUGGAGGGGUUCUUUUAGCUGCUAAAUCUAGUAUUUUGAGUUUCAGAAGAGAUGAAAUUGAACCUGAUGCCGAGAUUCUUGUUUGUAACUUAUUGCCAAAAGAUGCAAAGAAACUAACUAUUUGUGUAUGUUAUCGGCCUCCAGACUAUGACUUUAUUGAACCGUUUACUUCUUUAUUGGCCAAGGUUAAUCCUGAUGAUAACUCCCGUCUAUAUAUCCUUGGUGAUUUUAAUUUCCCUUAUAUUAACUGGGGUACAGUUUCUGAUACACAAGACUCUGGAAGUGCAAAUGAUUUUUGCGAUUUGGUAAACAACUACUUUUUAACCCAAGUAGUAGAUGCACCAACUAGAUAUUCUGGUCAACAAAAUAACGUGGGGUCUAUUCUGGAUUUAAUUUUAUGCAAUUUCCCUGAUAAUGUAUCAGAACUGAGAAUUGAGUCGGAUAUUUUUGAGUCCGAUCAUUUGGUUGUUAAUUUUUGCAUUGAAGCUAAAGUCAAGCGUCAAAAGAAAACAAAACGUACUGUUUAUAAUUUUCAUAAUGCAAAUUUUUAUGGUAUGAGGCAAUCUUUAGGCUUCAUUGAUUGGGACAACGUUUUGCUGGAUAACGAAGAUGUCAACGAAAGUUGUGAAAAAUGGCAACAAGUUUUUACAUCAAUUGCUGAUCAAUAUGUAGCAAAGGUACGCGUUCGCGACAUCCACCAGCCGCCUUGGUUAGACAGAGAAAUCGUUCAUUUAUUGCGUAAGAAGAAUAAUCUUAGGCGCAAGGCUAAAGUCCGUGACAGUGCUAACUUGUGGUCACGUUUUCGCCGCUUGCGUGCUGAUAUAAAGAAACUUAUCAAGUACAAAAAGAAAGUUUAUAUUACCAAUUUGGGUCAAUCACUUAAAGAUAAUCCGAAACGAUUUUGGUCGUACUACAAAGUCAUCAACAAAUCUAGCAGAAUACCUAACGUUGUUUCUCAUCAUGACAUCUCAGCGAGUGAGCCACGUUUUAAGGCGAAUUUAUUUAAUAAAUAUUUUCAUUCCGUAUUUAAUACCCCAGUUGCUGGUGAAUUUGUUGUACCUCUGCCUACUCUGAGCUAUACCACACAUGGUGUAUUAUCUGAUAUUGUCAUUGAGAGGGAUUUCGUCAACAAAGCUCUUCGGUAUCUUGACGUAAACAAGGCUAGCUUUGGUAUCCCUUCACGGCUUCUUAAAGAAUGCUCUGAAGAAAUUACUGUACCUGUAACUACUUUAUUCAACAAGUCACUUAGUACUGGUGUUUUUCCAAAUCAGUGGAAAGAUGCUAAUCUUGUCCCGAUACAUAAGGCUGAACGAAAGUCAAUUGUCUCUAACUAUAGAGGAAUUUCGUUGCUCGAUCAACUGUCAAAAGUCCUUGAGAAAGGUGUUUUUGGUAGAUUGUUUGACUUUGUUUCACCAAAGCUAACCCCUUGGCAACAUGGCUUCUUUCCUGGCCGUUCCACCGUUACCCAGCUACUUCAAGUAGUUCAUUUACUUUCUAGCGCCCUUGACAAAAAGAAACAGGUUGACUUAGUUUAUUUGGAUUUUUCGAAGGCGUUUGAUAGAGUACCACAUGAUAAACUUCUCCACAAGCUCCAUGCUAUUGGGAUUCGGGAUCCAUUACUGUCAUGGUUCCGCAGUUACCUUUCAUACAGACGUCACCGUGUUGUCCUUGAUGGUCAUACUUCAGAGUGGCUUCCAAUGACAUCAGGAGUGCCCCAGGGAUCGGUCUUGGGACCGCUCCUUUUUGUAAUAUAUAUAAACGAUAUGCCAGAUGUUAUUAAUGAUGGAACAUACUUACCCCCUUUUGCCGAUGAUUCCAAAUGCUUCCGAUUUAUUUUUGGGAGUGCAGACCAGAAUAAACUACAAGCAGAUCUUGAUGCUCUAUAUGACUGGUCCAUUACUUGGGGAAUGAACUUUAAUAUAAGCAAAUGUAAAAUUUUGAGAGUGCCUGUACUCAUACUGUUUUCGAUCGAGAGUACACUACAGGGGGCGAAUCUCUUAACAUCGUAUAAUCCGAAAAAGAUCUAGGAGUUUGGCUACACAGUAAUCUUGGUUGGAACGACCACGAUGAUAACAUUGCUGCCAAAGCACAAAAAAUGUUGGGACUUCUAUACCGUUCAACAAGAGAAAUGGAUGACCCUUGUGUGAAACGUUUACUAUACAUAACGUGGGUUAGAUCAACAAUGGAAUAUGCCAGCCAAGUAUGGUCACCGUACAAGAAACGCAACAUUACCAAACUUGAACAAGUUCAGCGACGAGCUUCGCGUAUUAUUCUCAGUAAUAACAUUGAAUACAAGGACAGGUUAAUAAAACUUCAUUUAUUGCCACUAUGUAUGCGUAGAGAGGUAGCAGAUUUGGUGUUUUGCUUUAAAGCAAUACAUGGUCAAGUACAAAUAUCUUCGGAUUUAUUUGCGUGGUCUGUUACUGGUCGGUGCCUACAAACUACCGAUGAUCUCAAGUUGGCUGUUCCCAUACUGAUGUUUUUAAACAUUCAUAUUUUGUUAGAAUUACAAGAUUAUGGAAUUCUUUGCCAUAUACA
Paramuricea clavata is the source of this 3168-nucleotide messenger RNA. Lineage: Eukaryota; Metazoa; Cnidaria; Anthozoa; Malacalcyonacea; Plexauridae. The record is from the annotation of a GenBank genome assembly.